AUGCAGUUUUCAGAGAAAGUUGUAAGCAGCGAUGCUUUUAAGUUUCAUUUCAAAUUUUGGCGUGUCCUUGGUGUAUACCCCAUGCCUUAUUGCGGCUUCUUCUACAAUGUCGUAUUAUUUGUUCUGUGUGUGAGCCUCCCAAUCGCGAUGACCAUUUUCCUAUUUAAUGUGGAUGAUGCCAAAGAUAUAUUUACUAAUCUUUCAGUAAAUAUAACUUUGAUUGCAUGCACUCUAAAAUUUACUAACAUCCUGAUUCAACGACAAGAAAUCUUGAAUUUUAAUAUUGGAAUUAACCAUCUGGAUACGCAGACCGGUUCUAUCCAAGAGCAAGAAUACCUUAGAUCCGCUGUUCGCACCGCCCAUAGAAUAUUCUACUUUAUAUCUUCGUUAUACAUCUCAGUAAUAUGGCUGGCUGAGCUCGUUACCCUUGUGUCAAAGGAAAAUCGUUUGAUAUGUUUUGCCUGGUAUCCUUUCGACUGGCAAAAUUCCACCGCGUAUUAUACAGUCGCGAAUGUUCAUCAGUUUAUAGUCCUCCAUAUAAAUAUUUGUCAAAAUAUGACAAGCGACACCUUUCCUGCACUUUAUAUACUAGUUCUGACUGGUCAUGUGGAAACCUUGAACAUCCGGAUUAGGAGAUUGGCUUCAAACGUUACUAAGUCAUGCGAAGAAAAUAUUCAAGAUUUGAUACUAUGCAUUAAGGACCACCAAACGCUCACCCAAUAUGUUCAGAAAGUUCAGAUGGUGACCUCUUCUGGAAUUUCUAUCCAGUUUUUGGCUACUGGAACUGAAGCUUGCGUUAUCGCUGUUUGUUUUCUAAUCGUAAAAGGAGAUCUAUUUGAGACCAUGUAUCUAGGAUCUUACUUUGUAUGUGUCAUUCUGCAAAUUUUCCUAUAUUGUUACUUCGGAAAUGAACUUAUAAACAAAAGUCAGCGUAUAACCGAAGCGAUCUACUCAUGCAAUUGGACAGAUCAGGAUAAAAGGUUUAGGAAGAUUCUACUGAUAUUCACGCAAUCAACGCAGACUAGCAUGAGAAUUAAAGCGGCUGAUUAUGUCGUAGUUAGUUUGUCAACAUUUGUGUCGUUUGUGGUGCUUUUCAUAAAUAUAUCUCAAAAUGCAGCAAAUGACACUUUUCCCGCGUUUCAUAUGCUAGUUCUCACUAGUCACGUAAGAGCCCUGAAUAUUCGGAUCAGGAGAGUGUGCUUGAGCAAUACCAACUCCAAUGAGGAAAAUACCCGACAUUUGAUACAGUGCAUCAAGGACCAUCAAACGCUCAUACAAUACGUUCACAAUGUUCAAAAGGUGUCUUCGGUUGGAAUCUUUCUCCAGUUUUUCGCCACAGGAAUCGAAGCUUGCAUUAUCGCUGUUUGUGUCUUUUUCGAAAAAGGGGAUUUGUUUGAGACCAUGUUUCUCGUAGUUUAUUUUGUUUGUGUCAUUUUACAAAUAUUCUUUUAUUGUUACUUUGGAAAUGAACUUAUUUGCGAGAGUCAAAGAACAACUGAAGCGAUUUACUCAUGUAACUGGAUCGGUCAAAAUAACACUUUCAAAAAAAUUUUAUUCAUGUUCAUGCAGUCAACGCAGCCAACUAUGACGAUUAUGGCAGGCGGAUAUUUUGCAGUCAGUUUGUCAACAUUUGUCACGGUUAUGAAGAGUUCAUAUUCAUUAUUCGCUGUGUUGAUGCGAACGACUUAAGAAGGAGCAUCACUUGGAUAGUUGAGACCCUGCAACACUCACUGUCAGACCUUCUCACGAAAACAAACAGAAGUAGUUUGAAAACAACAUUUUUAUUCAUCAAUAGUGAACAUCGCACUUUUAAAACAAAGUUAACCUAAAAAACCUUAGCAGCUAAUUUAACCUAAAGUUAUAGCUAUAUAACUUAAGGGGCGUCGGUAGUCUAGAACUCGAAAGCUUUAAGUUUAUUAUUACACUCAUUUUAAAUACAAGAAAAUUUGUUUUGUUACUGCAAAAAUGCCACUGGAGUUCACCC
This is a messenger RNA of Hermetia illucens (black soldier fly), 1984 nucleotides long. RefSeq names its product odorant receptor 2a-like. The transcript is spliced from 6 exons. NCBI's taxonomy places the organism in Eukaryota, Metazoa, Arthropoda, Insecta, Diptera, Stratiomyidae. The coding region runs from base 1 to 1689 and encodes 562 amino acids. Gene Ontology annotation, cellular component: plasma membrane. The record is from RefSeq and is a predicted model, not a curated record. Gene Ontology annotation, molecular function: olfactory receptor activity; odorant binding. Gene Ontology annotation, biological process: sensory perception of smell; detection of chemical stimulus involved in sensory perception of smell.